UCCCCUGUUCAGAGAAAUUAGUAAUUGAAGUUGUUGGGUUUAUGUUUAUUUACCACUAGAUGGUGCUGUUCCUGCUAUUUGGUGAUUAUUUGUUAAAGAUCCCCCCCCAUUGUUAAAGGGAUAGUUCACCCAAAUUACAAAAUUGCAUAUUGUAUGGUACAGGUAUGACAGCAACCCAUGCUUUGGGUUUGUUUACCUUGCCACUGUUUCAAAUGCUAUCUUUUUAGCAUUUGUGUCACAAAUCCAAUGCAAGUCAACUAGCAUUUUCAUGCUUUAUAUCCAAAUCAUCCUAAAGUUUCAAGGAAAUUGAUUGUUUAACUCAAUGAUAUUACUUAUAGCAAUUUGUUUGUGUGUCAUGUGUUAAAAUAUUAAAUUAAAUAUUACAAAUAAAAUAAAAUUAUCUACAAUGUACCGUGACUGUACAUAUCAUACAAGGAAAUAUUGUGUAAAGCAGCAAGUGAACACUGAUAUUAUUCAUUACAAAUAAAACUCUCUCUCUUGAUUUGGACUCCAGCUCAUGAUUCAGAGAAAGAGAAUGUGAUGCACUCUGCAGUCAUCACAACGACAGAGCAUCUACAAAGAUCUACUAUUGUGUACCCUAGCAGCGCUUCCCUUUUUUCCCUACAUUUUAAUAAUAUUCAAAUUCAUAUUAUCAACAAAUCUACUAUCUCGUCUUCCUAUUAUGCAAAGCUUGAUGUCAGGAAAAUUCCUGACUUUCAAAUCUACACAACACAAAAAGUUCUGCCUUGCUUUAGAUUAGCAACCUGCAGCUUACCAAGCGCUCAAAAUCCUGUGCAACCUUGCCUUGCCAGCUGAUCGGCCCAUUGUGUUAGAGAUGUGGGGAACAGGAGAGGGAACUAGAGAGAGAGGCGAGGGGGAGCUGGGUCUCCUACGCGUGAGUGUUGAGGUUGGGUCUUACCCCCUCCUCUGAGGGCCUUCAACACUCCGGAGCACUUUCACAAAGGGAGAGCCAUGGAGCUGAACUAACCAUUCACCCAGAGCCACAGAAUGGGGGUGAGAGUCCAUCUCCAGGAGAGGAGCACCCAGUUGCAGCCACUCAACGAGGGAUACAGGCAGCUCCGAGGUGCUGGCUCUCUUUAUCUCCUUCCAGGCACUUCCAGGUACCACCACCACCACUGCAGCACCAAGGGGCUGGUUAAUGAGUUGGAGGAGGCAGAGGGAGUGGCUGUACACAAGGGGCUGAAGUUCACCGGCACACAAGCAGCAGGUGGAGAGAGCGAGCGAGAGAUUGUGAGAGAGAGCCUGACGCACUGACGCUGUCAAGGAGACACACACGUCCUCCACCUGACUGAGGUAUCUUUUCUAAGGUGAAUCUGGCACCAUGCCACAGAUCCAGGUCAAAACCCAAGUUGCAAAAGUCUUCAAUAAAACCACGCCAGGGCUGCAGAUAUGGAGGAUAGAGGACAUGGAGAUGGUGCCCUUCCCUUCUAAAGCAUAUGGACAAUUCUAUGAAGGUGACAGCUAUGUCAUUCUAUACACCAAUAAGAUGCGCAGCUCAUUCACCUACGACCUCCACUAUUGGCUGGGAAGGGCCACCUCCCAUGACGAGCAGGGGGCGGCGGCCAUCUACACCACCAUGAUGGACGAGCACCUGGGAGGCGUGGCUGUGCAGCACCGUGAGGCGCAGGGCUAUGAGAGUGACACCUUUCGUGGAUACUUCAAAAAGGGCAUCAUCUACAAGAGUGGCGGCGUGGCGUCCGGGAUGAAGCAGGUGGAGACCAACACCUACAACAUCCGCCGCCUGCUCCAUGUCAAGGGAAGGAAGCAUGUGGUGGCUGGAGAGGUGGACAUGAGCUGGAACAGCUUUAACAAGGGGGAUGUGUUCCUGCUGGACCUGGGCAACCUCAUCAUCCAGUGGAACGGACCCAAGAGCAACCGUAUGGAAAGACUCAAGGGGAUGACUCUAGCCAAGGACAUCCGUGACAGGGAAAGAGGGGGACGGGCGCAGGUUACCGUGGUGGAAGGGGACGACGAGAAGUCUUCAGAGGAGGCCAUGAAGCUGAUGAAGCAGCACCUGGGUGAGACGAGACGAGACAUCAGGGACAGCAUCGCGUCUGAUGACGUGGUCGACCAGAAGCUGAGGUCCAGCGUCAAGCUCUUCCAUAUCUCAGAUGCCCAGGGGAACCUUGUGGUGCAGGAGGUGGCAGUGAAGCCUCUGACUCAGGACCUGUUGAUUCACGAGGACUGCUAUCUGUUGGAUCAAGGUGGUAUAAGGAUCUUUAUCUGGAAAGGAAAGAAGGCUUCCAAGACAGAGCGGUCUGAGUCGUUGGAUAAAGCAGAAGCAUACAAGAAGGCGAAAGGCUACCCUAUCUCCACCUACGUUGAGACGGUGAACGAUGGUGCUGAGUCUGCCGUGUUCAAGCAGCUGUUCCAGAGGUGGACCGUGAAGGGUCAGACUGUGGGGAUGGGGGCCACAAACAGCCCAGGCAAAAUUGCCAAGAUUGAGCAGAUCAAGUUUGAUGCUACUUCCAUGCAUGCAAGGCCUGACCUGGCUGCCCAGCAGAAAAUGGUGGAUGACGGAACAGGCGAAGCAGAGGUGUGGAGGUUAGAGGACAGUGAGCUGGUGCCUGUGGACAGGAAGUGGUUGGGCCACUUCUAUGGAGGCGACUGCUAUCUCAUCCUCUACAAAUAUGAAGUCAGCAACAGGAGUCACUACAUGCUAUACAUAUGGCAGGGUCGCCAUGCGAGCACAGGAGAGCUGGCUGCCUCUGCUUUCCAAGCCGUGAACAUCGACCGGCAGUACAACGGGGAGCCAGUUCAGGUCCGAGUGCCCAUGGGGAAAGAACCACUCCACCUCAUGGCCAUAUUCAAGGGCAAGAUAGUGGUCUAUGAGGAGGGGAGCUCCAGAGCCAACUCCACACAUGCCCAGCCGACAGUUCGUCUCUUCCACAUCCACGGCACCAACGAGUUCAACACCCGCGCCAUCGAAGUGCCAGCACGCUCCUCGUCCCUCAACUCCAACGAUGUCUUUGUGUUCAGCACUGACACUUGCUGCUAUCUGUGGUACGGAAAGGGCUGCAGUGGUGAUGAGCGAGAGAUGGGAAAAUCCCUGGCAGACAUUAUCUCCAGGAGGGAAAAACAUGUCAUCGCAGAGGGCCAGGAGCCGGCUCACUUCUGGGUCAAUCUGGGAGGCAAGUCCCAGUAUGCCAACAGUAAGAGGCUUCAGGAAGAGCACAACAACAUCACCCCACGUCUCUUCGAGUGCUCCAAUCAGACAGGCCGCUUCCUGGCUAUGGAGAUCACCAACUUUAACCAGGACGACCUGGACGAAGAUGACAUCAUGCUGCUGGACAUCUGGGACAUGGUGUUCCUGUGGAUGGGCAAGGGAGCUAAUCAAAUAGAGAAGGAGAAUGUGGUCCCCACCGCACAUGAGUACCUGAGGACCCACCCAGGGGGUCGAAAUCUGGACACCCCCAUUGUGCUGGUCAAACAGGGAUUUGAGCCUCCCACCUUCACAGGCUGGUUCCACACCUGGGACCCACACAUGUGGAGUGGAGGGAAAUCCUACCAGGAGUUGAAGGCUGAGCUUGGGGAUGCCACUGAUAUCAUCCAGAUCACCGUGGACAGAACCACAUCCAACUCCACUCAAAAUAAUUCCAAGAACAUUGGAGAACCACUGUUGUCCCCCACCGUUGGGGUCACCUUCCCUGCAGACAAGCUGUUAAACCGCCAGACAGACGACCUGCCCGAUGGGGUUGACCCUACCAAGAAGGAGGAGUAUCUGUCCAAUGAUGACUUUGCUCUGAUCCUGGGUGUGUCCCGGGUAGAGUUCUACUCCAUGCCCUCCUGGAAGCAGCAGAAUCUGAAGAAAGAGAAGGGUCUGUUCUAGGAGAAGAAUAUCUACACCUCAGGUCUCAUUUUGACAGUGUAAAAUAGCAUGUUGUCAAAUCACACUUUAGUGUUUAUUUCAUAGGGAGUUUAGAAUGCAAGAAUUACACAUCUUAAUUCUGCAUCUUGAAUUUGCACCGUUAUUCGUGCAUCCUUAAAUGUAAAAAAAUAUUGCUCCUGCGUGGACAAAAGUAUAGGGAGAAUUUCAGACAUGGUUGACACUAGCACUGCUUUUUUGUGCUGUCAAAAUUAGGCCCCUCAUGUUUUGUCAUCUUUCACUUCUACUCUUCUGCCAAUAUGAGAAUGUGUGAAUGAGUGGUUAGUUAUUUUUUUCGCUUCUGAAAUGUUGCUGUUGGAAUUUAAACAAUCAAGUUAUGAAGAGGAAAUGUGUAGGUGAUAGGAAUUAUUUUAUUCGUUUUGUUAUCUGAGAUUUAUCAUAGGCACUAUAAGCAGCACAAUUUCCCCUGAAUUGCUACUUGUGUCACUGAAUUCUACCUGGAUAUGUAAUGUAGAUGUCAAGCAUUUAAGAUUAAGCAGGAGAAGAUAUUGGUUCUAUACCUUAUUUUCACAAUGAGCCUUAACAUUGAAAAUGUAUCUUAAAAUGUAUCUUUGUUACUUCAUGUGCUUCAUAAUAUAAAUGUUGAGAUCUAAUGUAUCAAUGAAAUUCAAGAUUGUCAAAUAGAGAUAACUACUGUGGUAUUUAGUUUUUGCUAUGUUGGAUAAACACAGAUUAAUAGGUCUUUAUAUGAAGACCCUUCAGUUGACUGCUGAAUGGCAGUCAAUAAAGAUAAUAAUCCCCACUUUGUGUAAGUUCAAUACCUUCAGCAAAUCAUAAUAACUAAAAUUGGAUGUGAAAUGAAAUAGCAAAGUGUAGUAAAAUAACGUUAUUAACCGGUUCCCAUGCUUUUAAAAUAAAAUAACGGUUCUG
Messenger RNA from Coregonus clupeaformis (lake whitefish), 4777 nucleotides. RefSeq names its product villin-1-like. Gene Ontology annotation, cellular component: cytoplasm; actin cytoskeleton; lamellipodium. The transcript has 20 exons. The coding region runs from base 1343 to 3850 and encodes 835 amino acids. The record is from RefSeq and is a predicted model, not a curated record. Gene Ontology annotation, molecular function: actin filament binding; phosphatidylinositol-4,5-bisphosphate binding. Lineage: Eukaryota; Metazoa; Chordata; Actinopteri; Salmoniformes; Salmonidae. Gene Ontology annotation, biological process: regulation of lamellipodium morphogenesis; actin polymerization or depolymerization; cytoskeleton organization.